Scophthalmus maximus (turbot) is the source of this 3375-nucleotide messenger RNA. RefSeq names its product cannabinoid receptor interacting protein 1b (gene cnrip1b). Bases 1844 to 2332 code for a protein of 162 amino acids. The transcript is spliced from 3 exons. Gene Ontology annotation, biological process: negative regulation of signaling receptor activity. Gene Ontology annotation, molecular function: type 1 cannabinoid receptor binding. Gene Ontology annotation, cellular component: plasma membrane. The record is from RefSeq and is a predicted model, not a curated record. Lineage: Eukaryota; Metazoa; Chordata; Actinopteri; Pleuronectiformes; Scophthalmidae.
UCUCUCUCUCUCUCUCUCUCUCUCUCUCUCCCUCCCACUCUCUGGUCUACUUCUUCCCACUCGCCGUCUCGCCUCUUUCUUCAGUCAAAGUGUGCGGAGCGUGGUGUCGGUCCUGCCUGCUGCUCCCGAAACGAUGUGGAUCUCUGUUGCGCACCGGGACGGAGAGGGGCGCAGCACUGCCCCCCUCCUCCUCCUCCUCCUCCUCCACCACCACCAAACAAAGCCACAGGACAAGUAGGUGGCCUCUGUUGCUACAUGUGACUUUUCGUUUGGGAAUAAUAAAUAAUAGCCAGAUAAUAAAGACGUCAAACGACACCAGUGUCAGCGAUGACGCGCGGGUUGUUUGGUUUUUUGUUUUUUUACGCAGGCAAUAAAAUGACCAAAACUGCAUUAAUCACUUCUACACAAAAAUAUACAAAAAAUCCCUUCUCCUGUGAGUGAAACAAAUCCGAGCUCAUGAGUGAAGUGAAGCUGCAAUGUGUCUUCCACGCUGGAGGCGGAGUGUGGUUAACAAACAUUUCCGUCGCCCGCGCGCGUUUGCCGAAACUUCCUCCGUAAGUUGGUUCGACGCUCAGUGCGCAUCGGCUCGUAGAGCAGGUGAAUCAGAUUUGUUUUUGUUUUUCUUCCGCCUCUGUGAGACUGUAGCGGCUCCUGUGGCUGCAGACAGACACGGCGCUGCGCUCGGUAUUUUAAAUAGCGUCUCCGCCCGGAAGUGAACGCGGCUUUGUGGCCACGCCGCUGACAGCUGCGUCACCGCUGCUCGAGCACGUGACCCACAAACUUUUUUACUUUUUUUUUUUUCAUUCUUUCUUUCAUUCUUACUUACUUUCUUUCUUUCUUCCUUUUUUUUGGGUGGCAAUAUAUUUUCAACCUGUUUUCCAAACUAAUUUCUCUUCCGCCCAAAUGUUUCAUUUGUACGCACAGUGGUUGUGACGAAUUGUAUAUUUUCAAAACUGUGAUUGAAUUAUUCCUCAGAAUGGUUUUCAUGUGGCCAUAAAGGUGGAUUUGAUUUAUCUUCAUAAAGUAAAUCCAGUGCAAUACAGUGCCAAUGCAUAUAUACUUCAAAGCCUCAGUUGUGAUAUUAUUAUUAUUAUUAUUGUUGUUGUUGUUGUUGUUGUUGUUAUUAUUAUUAUUAUUAUUAUUAUUAUCAUUAUUAUUAUUAUUAUCAUUACUACUACACUCAGCUUCAAUAGUUAGAAAUGAUUUAGGGAGAAAACACUGCUCCAUCGUCUGAACAUUUUUUCCCCUCUUGUGAUUCGACUCUGCCCUCUAGUGGUUGAAUGUUGGAGUUACACGGCUUCCCAGUCAUAAAUCAUUGAAUUUGAAUAAUCUUACAUUUAUCAAAGUUUAUGUUGAUUCUCCUUCUUCAUUCCAGUUUGUAUUGUGUCCGUAGCCUAUAUGUCACCAUACGACACUAAAGGGCUUAUACUGGCCGACAUUUUGAUAUUCUUACACAUUUAUUUCAUUCUUGCUUUAGACAUUUAUGUCACCAGCUAUGUAGAAAUAUGUUUGUGGGUUAUUUAUACUGUUUACCCUGAUUAUGUGAGGAUCAAUAAAAAUGAUCUGAAGAGUAUGAUUGACUGAGGGAGUGAGAGAUUUCACAGAGAGAGAGAGAGAGAGAGAGAGAGAGAGAGAGAGAGAGAUUGGGAUUAGGCCUGUGGCUGCAGGGUUGGAUGGGAUUACGCGGCGCCAGACGGCGCGGCGCAAUUCCCGGUGCUGUGCGUCUCUGCCAUGGGGCUUCUCUCCGUCUGCCUGCACUGAUUGAUCACAACCACCGAGGACCAACCAACCAACCAACCAACCACCUCGAGAUCAAUCUGUGCCAGCUCUGUUUGAAAAAACCAUGGCCGACGUCCCCCAACUCGUCAAAAUUGGGAUUUCGCUGAAGAUGCUUCCCAACAACACCGCGGUGCACUUCAAGUCCGACGGCGCGCGCUUCGGGCAGACCCGCACCAUCAAGCUGCUGACCGGCUCCAAGUACAACAUCGAGGUGGUCGUCAAACCAGGGGCGGUCGAGGCCACGUCGAUGAGUGUGGGCGCUGUGACCUUCCCGCUGGAGCAGCAGUCUAAAGACCCUCAGUCCGUCGUCUACUCGGGCCAGUACAACACCGAGGGGGUGUCGCACACCAAGAGUGGAGAGAGGCAACCGGUUCAAAUCAACAUACAGUUCACGGAGGCCGGGCUGUUCGAGACCGUGUGGCAGGUGAAGUACUACAACUACAACAAGAGGGACCACUGCCAGUGGGGGAACAGCUUCAACAGCAUCGAGUACGAGUGCAAACCCAACGACACGCGCACACUCAUGUGGGUCAACAAGGAGACUUUUGUCUGACCGAGGAGCGGCCUGAAAGAUUCAGCGUGUGCAGCAAAAAAACACAAGGUGUGUAAUUGUGUUCACGGAUUUUGCAGUUUCCUUUUCCCUCCUUUUUCUACCAUCACUCAACUCCACUUAUUUUUUUUCCCCCUGCGGCUUUACUGGAUUUUUUUCUCUUUGUCCUAUGGAAAAGAAGAAAAAAAAUGUUUUUUCUUCCUUUAUGCUUUAAACAAUCCAUAAGAUUUACUGCUUAAUCUGACCCUACCAAAUUCAUAUGAAAUGUGAUGAUGCUCUCGGUCUGUGUAUGGUGAUUAUGCAAAUGUGUCAAGAUUAUUGUGAAAAGAUGAAACAUGUAGCACUCCUCAACAACCUACUUAAAGAAAAGUUUUAAUUAUGUACCAAGGAGACUAAUUAAUCAAAUGACAUUUUGAUAUUUCUUCUUCUUCAUGUCCAGUUCAGUCGUGGUAUGUGGUAACCCCCUCAAGUGAAGUGUGCCAGUGUGUUUUGCGACAGUGUGUGUGUGCGUGUUUUGAUAAUUGGUGCUCGUACAGAUGUGUUUAUGUGUAUACUUUUGAAGUCGCAGUGUACUGGUCUACGUGUGAGGAGUUUGUCUCCAGAAUGACGGUCCCGACAUUUUCAGAAAUCCAUGCAAUGCCAGUUUUUAGAAAAACUACUGCUGGCGUGAAAAUUAAGAUAUAAUAAGUCUUAUUAACCAUCAGCUGAGUCAUUUGCUGAGUGGCAUUUUGAAUCAACUGAGCAGGGCGACAUGACCAAAGAAAACCUCUACACAUAAAGUCAAAUAAGCUUAUAUAGUGAAUAUUAUUGAUUACAGGGAUUCUCUACCAGCUACUUUAACAAGUGCAGUAACUUGAACAAGCACCACUUCUUUUCAUGCCAACGAUUGUGUUUGUGUUGCUGCUGCUGCUGCCGCCUUUAAAACCAUUUAAACUUUUGACUGACUCUUAAUGAAGUGGACAAUGCCGCCACUGAUUCAGUUCUCCAAGUCUGAUAGUGACAAGAUAACACACCUGCCUGCUUCACAACAACAACAACAACAACAA